Tachyglossus aculeatus (Australian echidna) is the source of this 2764-nucleotide messenger RNA. It is a transcript of the gene TMPRSS6, whose product is annotated as transmembrane serine protease 6. Gene Ontology annotation, molecular function: protein binding; serine-type endopeptidase activity. The transcript is spliced from 18 exons. Gene Ontology annotation, biological process: proteolysis. NCBI's taxonomy places the organism in Eukaryota, Metazoa, Chordata, Mammalia, Monotremata, Tachyglossidae. Bases 211 to 2673 code for a protein of 820 amino acids. The record is from RefSeq and is a predicted model, not a curated record.
GCAGGUCUGUCCGUCCCUCGUUCUCGCCCACAGGGACACGCCUUCCUCUCGGGGUGGACUCAUCCCACUUCUUGCGCAUCGAUGAACUGAAGGGGUGUCGGAGCUGGGGUCGCCUCCUCCCCCCCCCUUCCCCCUGACCUUGCCCGUGGGGGAAGUGUCUGCUGGGACUCCUGGCCAGGAAGUGGCUGGGGACGAGCGGAAGAGAGAGAGAUGCCUGAGGAGGCGGAGGGCGAGGAGCAGGCUGGAGAAGGGCCAGAAGCACAACGGAAGCAGGCGGACGAAGGUUGGGCGGAGAGGGGGCAGACGGAUGGACCCAGUGUAAAGGGGAUCCUGGGGCUCGCUGGAAAGACCACAGCCUUGCGUAGCGACAACCCCCAGAGGAAGAGGGACUAUCUGUGCCUGGCUCCGCUCUGGCUGGCCCUGGUGACCCUGGCUGCUGCAGGGGUUCUGAUCUGGUAUUUCCUAGGCUUCAAGGAGGAGGGGACCAGCAGCCGGCUGUACUCGGGCAGUAUCGCCGUGCUCGAUCGCCAGUUCUUCCCAGACCUCGCCAACCACAAGUCCAGUGCCUUUCGCAGCGAAAUAGCCAAAGCCCAGAUCAUGCUGAAAGAACUCAUCUCUGCCACCCGCCUCUCCGCAUAUUACAACUCCAGCACGGUGUAUGCCUUCGGGGCGAAGCCUCUGACCUGCUUCUUCUGGUUCAUCCUACAAGUCCCCAGCAGCAAAGUCCAGAAGAUGAGCCCUGAGUGGGUAAAGGAAGUGCUGGUGGAUGAACUGAAGGCACGGGCCAACGCUUCGGAUGCCUUGCCCCAGGAUGAGCAGUAUGAGGUGGAUCCUGGCACCCUGAUACUCCUGGAGGCCAGCUUGAGAGACAUAAUUGUGCUGAAUUCCACGCUGGGCUGCUACCGGUACAGCUACAUCGAGGAAGGUGAGAUCCGACACCUGAAAGGCCCGGACUACCUGUCCUCCAGCUGUCUCUGGCAUCUCCAGGGCCCCCGGGACCACAUGAUCAAGCUCCACUUGGAGUGGACCCUUCCCGAGUGCCGAGACCGCCUGGUCAUGUACGACGUGCCCGGACCCCAGGAAAACCGCCUCAUUGCCUUACUAUACGGGUGCAGCCGUGUGGAGCCGGCGCUGGACAUUCUCUCCUCAGGGCCGGUCAUGUCGGUGGUUUGGAAGAAGGGGCUCUACAGCUACGAUGACCCUUUCACCUUGGCAGCCCAAGCAGUGCCCUUCCAGGUUUGUGCCGUGAACCUGACGCUGGAGGAGAGUCUGGAGCUUCAGGGACCCAUCAGGACCCCCUACUAUCCCAGCUACUACUCUCCCAGCACGCAAUGCAGUUGGCACCUGAAGGUCCCAUCCCCCAACUACGGCGUGGCCCUAUGGUUUGACUCCUACACGCUCCAGGGAGGGAAGAAGAGCGGACUGUGCACGCAGGGACAGUGGACGAUACAGAACCGAAGGAUGUGUGGCCAGCGGAUCCUGAAUGCCUACGCCGAGAGGAUCCCCGUGGUCACGGGCGCCGGCCUCACCAUCAACUUCACUUCCCAGAUCUCCCUCACGGGUCCCGGAUUGCAGGCGCACUACAGCCUGUACAACACAUCAGACCCCUGUCCAGGGGCAUUCCUCUGCCCCCUGAACGGCCUCUGCGUCCCAGGCUGUGAUGGGAUCAAGGACUGCGGCUCAGGGAUGGAUGAGAGGAACUGUGUCUGCCCGGCCAAGUUCCAGUGCCCAGAGGACAGCGCCUGCAUCGCUCUCCCCAAGGUCUGCGACCAGCACAUGGACUGCGCCAACGGGAGUGAUGAGCAGCGGUGUAACCACACGGUGCCCUGCGGGGCUUUCACGUUCAAAUGUGCCGACGGCAGUUGCGUGAAGAAGCCCAAUCCCCAGUGUGAUGAUUUCCCCGACUGCCCGGACCAAUCCGAUGAACUGCACUGCGACUGCGGCCUGCAGGAGCCCACCAAUCGCAUCGUGGGUGGCUUCAACUCGGUGGAAGGGGAAUGGCCAUGGCAGGCCAGCCUGCAGGUGCGAGGACGCCACAUCUGCGGCGGGAGCCUCAUCGCCGAUCGCUGGGUGUUGUCCGCCGCCCACUGCUUCCAGAAGGACAGCCUGGCUCUCCCGGCUGUCUGGACCGUGUUCCUGGGCAAGCUCCAGCAGAACUCCAGCUGGGCCAGCGAGGUGUCCUUCAAGGUGAGCCGCCUGCUGCUGCACCCCUACUACGAGGAGGACGGCCACGACUACGACGUAGCCCUGCUCCAGCUCGAUCACCCCGUGGUGCGCUCGCCCGUGGUGCGGCCCAUCUGCCUGCCCGCCCCCACCCACUUCUUUGAGCCCGGCCUCAAGUGCUGGGUCACCGGCUGGGGGGCGAUCCAGGAAGGAGGCUCCUUCAGCAGCACCCUGCAGAAGGUGGACGUGCGCAUUGUGCACCAAGACCUGUGUGACGAGGCCUAUCGCUUCAGCAUCACGCCCCGCAUGAUGUGCGCCGGCUACCGGAGAGGCAAGAAGGAUUCUUGCCAGGGAGAUUCGGGGAGCCCCCUCGUCUGCAAAGAGCCCAGUGGCAGGUGGUUCCUGGCCGGCCUGGUCAGCUGGGGCCUGGGCUGCGGUCGUCCCAAUUAUUUUGGGGUCUACACCAGGAUCUCCCGCGUGCUGGACUGGAUCAAACAGGAGGUGUCCUGAACGGUAGCAUCCUGCCCAUCCUCCACCACCCCCAAGGUUCCUGCUGCUCCACCCCAGAGCCAGCUGCAAGGGGAAUAAACCUGCCGCAGUA